Molecule: messenger RNA, 7144 nt
Organism: Myripristis murdjan (pinecone soldierfish)
Lineage: Eukaryota; Metazoa; Chordata; Actinopteri; Holocentriformes; Holocentridae
Gene: taok1a
Product: TAO kinase 1a
Exons: 20
Coding region: 597-3671 (1024 amino acids)
Biological process (GO): protein phosphorylation; regulation of cytoskeleton organization
Cellular component (GO): cytoplasm
Molecular function (GO): ATP binding; protein serine/threonine kinase activity
Source: RefSeq, a predicted model, not a curated record
CUGCAGAAGGAAGACGGACAGCGAAGCAGAGCCACAGUAUAAACAUAGCCGAGUAUUAAAGACGCUAGCGGGCCAGGGUAAAGCAGAGGUAUUCUCGCUGUUUUCCAACGACAUCGCGGGUAGUGGCUGAGUUUGUUUAUGGGUGUUUUGCGGGUGUUUGAACUUCCCUCACAUUCUCCCCGACGUGUUUUCACGAAGGGAGGCGGUGGAAGGCUCGGCAGCCAUCUUUGGACCUGCCUGGGAGUGGGAUCCGACGAUUCUGGCACCACCGUUACUUCAAGGGUGGGGAUUUUAACCUGUAAUCAUUUGGAAAUCCGUGUCCAAUAAUCGAUUGACAACUUUGAGAACCAUGAGGAUUUAGUGCAGUUUACGUAUUGCAUCGGGCGAGAUACGCGGCCGACACUUUUUCUCAUCCCAAAUUGUUUGAAUUAGCUUACACGACAUUGUGUGAUUCUCCGCUGAAGGCUGGCCUGUCAGUGAAGGCUCUGAACACAUAUGAAGCCACUGUCCUGCAGAUGAGCCAUCGGUGGGGGCUGUCAGGUCGCUGUCGCAGAUCCAGAUAGUUCCUGGCGGCAGCGGCAUUGCCCCCCCUCAUUAUGCCCAACACCAGUCGGGCGGGGAGCCUGAAGGACCCCGAAAUCGCUGAGCUCUUCUUCAAGGAGGACCCAGAAAAGCUCUUCACAGAUCUGCGUGAGAUUGGACAUGGCAGCUUCGGUGCUGUCUAUUUUGCACGGGAUGUGCGCACAAAUGAGGUGGUGGCCAUCAAGAAGAUGUCAUAUAGUGGAAAGCAAUCUAACGAGAAAUGGCAAGACAUAAUUAAGGAAGUGAAAUUCCUGCAGAGAAUACAACACCCAAACAGCAUAGAGUACAAAGGAUGUUACCUCCGAGAGCACACUGCCUGGCUGGUGAUGGAGUAUUGUUUAGGCUCUGCUUCAGAUUUGUUAGAAGUUCACAAGAAACCUCUGCAAGAAGUGGAAAUUGCUGCAAUUACCCAUGGUGCUCUUCAAGGGUUAGCUUAUCUGCACUCUCAUAACAUGAUUCACCGAGAUAUCAAGGCGGGGAACAUCCUGCUGACAGAGCCUGGACAGGUGAAACUUGCAGAUUUUGGUUCUGCCUCCAUUGCCUCUCCUGCCAACUCCUUUGUGGGGACGCCAUAUUGGAUGGCCCCAGAGGUGAUCUUAGCUAUGGAUGAGGGUCAGUAUGAUGGAAAGGUGGACAUUUGGUCUUUGGGAAUAACCUGCAUCGAAUUAGCUGAGAGGAAGCCUCCACUGUUCAACAUGAAUGCGAUGAGUGCCUUAUACCAUAUAGCGCAGAAUGAGAGCCCAACACUGCAGUCUAGCGAGUGGACGGAUUAUUUCCGAAACUUUGUAGAUUCUUGCCUUCAGAAAUUUCCCCAGGACAGACCCAACUCUGAGGAGCUGUUAAAGCAUGCAUUUGUACAACGUGAGCGACCAGAAUCAGUUCUAAUGGACCUGAUCCUGCGGACUAAGGAUGCAGUGCGGGAGCUGGACAAUCUACAGUAUCGCAAAAUGAAAAAGAUCCUCUUUCAGGAGGCCCACAAUGGCCCCACAACUGAGGCACAAGAUGAGGAGGAGGAGCCAGAGCACAGUGUGGGUAGGACGGGCACAGUGAACAGUGUUGGGAGCAACCAGUCCAUCCCCAGUAUGUCAAUCAGUGCCAGCUCCCAGAGCAGCUCUGUUAACAGUCUAACAGAUGCUGGCGACGACAAGAGUGAGCUGGACAUGGAGGGAGACCACACGGUCAUGUCCAACAGCUCUGUCAUCCACCUCAAACCGGAGGAAGAGACAUACCAUGAAGACUCUGAACCUCACACACGGCCAACUGAGCCACAGUCUCCGCCUGCACACACUCCACGGCCAAAACGCAACCGCGAACACUUUGCCACUAUACGCACAGCCUCUCUGGUAACCCGCCAGAUGAAGGAGCAUGAGCAGGAUUCUGAGUUGCGGGAGCAGAUUUCAGGCUACAAGCGCAUGCGGCGACAGCACCAGAAACAGCUGAUGGCUCUGGAAAACAAGUUGAAGGCUGAGAUGGAUGAGCACAGACUCCGCCUGGACAAGGAGCUGGAGAACCAGAGGAAUAGCUUUGCCCAGGAGAUGGAGAAACUCAUCAAGAAGCACCAGGCAUCCAUGGAGAAAGAUGCAAAAACGUUUACCAAUGAUGAGAAGAAAUUCCAACAGCACAUCCAGAGCCAGCAGAAGAAAGAGCUGAACAGCUUCUUAGAAUCUCAGAAACGGGAGUACAAACUUCGCAAGGAACAACUCAAAGAGGAGCUGAAUGAAAACCAGUCAACACCUAAGAAGGAGAAGCAGGAGUGGCUGUCCAAGCAGAAGGAGAACUUCCAGCACUUCCAGGCAGAGGAGGAGGCCAACCUGCAGCGCAGACAGAGGCAGUACCUAGAACUGGAGUGCCGCAGGUUCAAAAGGAGGAUCCUGAUUGCUCGCCACAACAUUGAACAAGAUUUAGUGCGAGAGGAGCUAAACAAACGUCAGACCCAGAAGGACUUGGAGCAUGCCAUGCUUUUGCGGCACCAUGAGUCCAUGCAGGAGCUGGAGUUUCGCCAGCUCAACACCAUCCAAAAGAUGAGGGGGGAGCUGAUCCGCCUGCAGCACCAGACAGAGCUCACCAACCAGCAGGAGUACAACAAGAGGAGGGAGAGGGAACUCCGACGGAAGCACGGUAUGGAGGUUCGCCAGCAGCCUAGGAGCCUUAAGUCCAAAGAGCUACAGAUCAAGAAGCAGUUCCAGGACACCUGUAAGAUCCAGACCCGGCAGUAUAAGGCACUGAGGAACCAUCUACUAGAGAGCACACCAAAGUCAGAUCACAAGGCUGUUCUGAAGCGUCUGAAGCAGGAGCAGCACCGCAAACUUGCCAUAUUGGCAGAACAGUAUGACCACUCCAUUAAUGAGAUGCUCUCCACUCAGGCGCUCCGUCUGGAUGAGGCUCAAGAGGCCCAGUGCCAGGUUCUACGAAUGCAGCUACUGCAGGAGCUGGAGCUUCUCAACGCCUACCAGAGCAAGAUCAAAAUGCAGACAGAUGCCCAGCAUGACCGCGAGAGGAAGGACCUGGAGCAGAGGGUGUCACUCAGGAGGGCCCUACUCGAACAGAAGAUAGAGGAGGAGAUGUUGUCUCUGCAGAAUGAACGUUUGGAGCGAAUCCGGAGCCUUCUGGAGCGUCAAGCCCGAGAGAUUGAGGCUUUUGACUCAGAGAGCAUGCGGCUUGGCUUCAGCAACAUGGUGCUGUCAAAUCUCUCCCCAGAGGCCCUUAGCAAUAGCUUUCCAGGGGCUCCAGGAACGUGGAGUCACCAUCCGCAACAUCACCAGUCUGGGAGCUCCCAAGGGCCACACUGGGGCAGCGGCGGCUCAGGGGGAGGGGCGAGCCACCAAGGUAGUCAUCACCACUAUCACUCCAGUCAGGGAGGGGCACCUAUGCAGCAAGGCUGGGGGCAAGGCAUGCAGGGAGGUGGGGGUCCCCAGCCAUGGGUUCAUCCAUCAGCAGGAUCCUUGAUGUCCCGAAGCAGCGGAGGUGUUCAGAACAGCCCCCAAGCAAUGAGGAGGACAGCCUCUGGAGGGCGCAACGAGCAGGGCAUGAGCAGGAGUACAAGUGUCACCUCUCAAAUAUCUAACGGGUCACACCUUUCCUACACAUAGGCUCAUGGGGAUGUAGAAUCGAGUAAACACAGUGAGACAGAGUAAUGGCUGCGCUCUACGACUCUCUCUCUCUGUUACAUUUCCCCUCCGUUAUUCCCAUGUACAGAUGUGGAUGUGUGAUGAAAUAAAUGUUGCUCAGGUCAAAAGGGCUGGAAGAGGCACAGCCCCUCCUCACAGCAGUUUAUCAGCACACAUACAGAUCCUUUAAUUUGUUUUUACAUGUUUUGAGUGUCAACACAGAAUACUCCCACCUUUUUCAUUUACAGCUCUCCUAUGGAAAUCAUUUUUAUAAAUAUGUAUUUUGUGCUAUUCACAGCCAUUGCUCUCAUUUUGCACAUGAAACACUGUUAAAAAGCCUUUGACAUGUGUUAACUAUGUCCUUACAAAUGUAGUGUCAAGCGAUCACAGUAAGCUAAUUUUGUUUAGGAAAAUCCCCUGAUUCAUAUUCAUUCAUACGCUGGCCUUUCCUCACACGGUGGUUAAAACCCCAGCAGUUCCAACUGAAGAUGCUUUGCUGUUCUGAUGCCAGCCUGCUGUAAUGGUCAUUGUGAUCAAUUAGGUGCCGUCAUUCUUCAGUAGUUUGGUUUCACUUGGUUUCCUGGUCAUCAGCCAAAAUGAGACUUUACAAAUCCAGAGCCAAAUAAACUAAUCUUAACUGUUUCAGGCUUCAAAGUUAAGCUACAACUCUAAUAUUGUGCCUUUUCAACCUUUGAUAGUAGGAAUCAGUCUUCGUCAGAAGUUUAUAUUUUAAUGUUUUAAAUAUCAUCAGCAAUUUCAGGUUAAUGCUAGAAUAUUUUAGUUCAUUGUGUUUUCUUAACCUCUUUUUAUGUUAUACACUGGCAUUUUUAGCUGACAAAAAAAUAGUCCCAAGGUUUUUUUUUUUUUUUUCCCCCUCAAAUUUUUAUUUGCGCUAUGUAUGCAGUAAUUUUGCUGUACUGAAGUCUUAAAAAAUCGUGAAAAAUGGCAAAUUAUUUUCUCAUAUCAGUAACUAUAUUUAGAGGUCUGACUAAUAGGUUAAACGUGUUGGUACUCUGCUUUAAGGUGGACAGCUGCUUUAAGGAGAAUGUCGGCGUGUAGCUCCACAUGAUGGAUUGUGAGGAAAGAGUAGACUCCUUUGCCUUUCAAAAAAAAAAAAAAAAAAAAAAACACCCUAGAAUUGAUCUCUUGAUUUUAUUAGUGCCUUUUAAAACUGCUGCCUUUUCAAAGCACUUUAUCCAGCUACAUAUGUAUAAUGUAAAAAUUUUUGUUUAAGAAACACACCCUGAGGAUGAGUGUUCGGUAUGUAGUUGAGUGGAGGAAACAAAUUGUUCAACAAACCUUUGUUGUAAUUUUUAGGAAUUAUUUCCGCAGUCAAGGUCUUGUAUGGAGCAACCUAUAUGUAUCUAAAUCUCUUAUAUUUCAUCUUUUUCAUCAAAUAAAUAAUUAUGAAUUACAGCUUACAAGAUGUGAGGCUGCUGCAGCAGUUUGAUGAUGGAUAUAUUUUGCUCUUUUCUGUUCUCAUCAUCAUCAGAGAAAUUAACCAAACUGAGGAGAGAAUAAUGCGCUGGCUGUUUGUGUAAGCGAAUUGUCAUGACCAUGACAGCAGGCUUGGCAAUACUAACAAUAUGAGAACUGAAAACUACAACACUGUCUUACAGUUUUUUUUAGAGCCCACUUAAGCAACACUAAGAACACAAAACGGUGCUAAGUAAUCGAUGCUAAACCAUCUCAUCAGUACCGAAGAACAAUGGUGAGUGAAUCAAGCACAUGUUGUCAUUGUGGCUUUGUAGCAUGUAAAUAUAACAUGGACUAAGCAGACACUCGGUAAGAUCAGCAGUUUUCAAAAUGAAUACACGUGGCAGAAGCACUUAAAAAGUCCUUUGGUGCCCCCUAGCAGUUUUUACCUCCUGUAAAAGAUGAGAAAACUUCAAGGACCAUUUCUUUUUCCUGUCAUUAUUCUCUCUGGUUUGCUGGUAAUGGAAAGUCAUUGGAGUCAGCCAGUGCCCCCUAAACCUCUGUGUGCUAUAGUCUCCCUACAGCAGAGCGGCUUCCAGUUUCCACAUAGAGAAUCUGAAACACUUCAAUAUUGAAACGGCCUUUAAGGUUAAUGAUCCAGAGAUUAUUAGGAUAUAUCCUCCCACGAAUCACAAAGCUGGAGUUAAAUGUUGAUAUUGUGUAUAUUUUUACGAGAUAAAACAUUUAAGAACUAAACUUGCAUUACGAGAAAAGAAUUUCUAAAACUAACAUUAUUUAACUGACAGACUACACUGAUAUUAGAAAGCCUUUCGCUCUCAAAGUGAAAAUGGUGUCGAGUUGUCUGAAAAUAGCUUAUGGAAAAUAUUCUUGUUUUGUGUACACUGACUCAGAAUGCUAUAUAUGCAUGUUUUUUGCUGUCAUUUUCUUUAAAUGCCACUCAUUUUGUCAACUGGACAUUUCUGAACUUUAUCACUGCAGAGUCCUUUUUUACUCUGCCUUUUUUUUUGUUUGUUUGUUUUGGUUAGUUUUGUUUUGGACAGUUUCUCCCCAUUCCACUCACUCACAGCCACUAGCUUCUCAACCGCUCAGAUUUUGGCUCCUUCUGAAUGUCAUGCUGUGAUCGAUUUCUGUCACGUUUAAGGGCACAAAAAUGCUGGGAUAUUUUCUUUAAGAGGUGGGAUUUUUAUUUUCCAAAUGUAUAUACCCUGCCUUCCCUAGGAAGCGUACAACAUGUUACACACUUCAGGUUUUGUCCCAAAACUCUCAAACACUUUCCUUCUUUGUUUUCGUUGUAACACCAAGUGAAUAGCUUCAGCUACUGUAACACAGCAGGUUAUAUUCAUUGUCUUUGCUGAUUUGUUAAUAUUUCAGUAAAGAAAAGGGGAAUGUAUUUAAGAUUAUUGGGAUCUUACCUUAAGUCAAAAGCCAAGGCCAAUAGUUUGAAUGUCAGGCCAAUCGAACCUCACUUAUGUAAUGCCAACUUUUAAGUUUUAUGCACAGUUUUGUUCACUUUUAAGUCGAUGUUCUGUGUGAGGGAGUCUGAUGUUGUUGAUAAUUGUCAUUCAUAAGACCUCUACACAAACCUGGAUUUUAUUUUAUUAUUAUAAUUUUUUUACUUUAACAUUGAUGUCAAAUUUUGUCCUACUGACUGAAAGCAUAUGGGAUACUGAAUGAGAAACGGCAACAGGAAAUGGAGAUCCUUCCUCUGGUCAAACACUGUGCCAUACCUGAGUUGCCAAGCCCAGACACCACUGCAUAGUUUCAUCUCCAUGGUUAUACCUGCGAUCGGGCUGAUGGCAUCAAACGUAUGAAACAUAAACCAGUUGGUUCUGGUCUAGUGGCCAAUAUAAAGAGGCUUGACGUGGUGACAGGCAAAUUAUGGAAAAAAAAAAAAAAAAAAAAAGAUUGCAUUUCUUUGAAGAUGUCAGUAUUCUUCUUUGGCACAACAUUACCACUACAACUCAUUUAACCUGUAUUAAAAUGUAUAGAUGGUGAAACAUGUUAUUGAAUGUCAGAGA